Messenger RNA from Talaromyces rugulosus, 1038 nucleotides. RefSeq lists its product as uncharacterized. Lineage: Eukaryota; Fungi; Ascomycota; Eurotiomycetes; Eurotiales; Trichocomaceae. The record is from RefSeq and is a predicted model, not a curated record. The transcript is spliced from 2 exons. Bases 1 to 1038 code for a protein of 345 amino acids.
AUGACAGACCCUACCAACCCCUACAAACACCUCUAUGAAAAUCCCAAUGGCGUCGGUGAUCAGCGGCCAACGGCACUUCAAAUAGUUCGAGACCAAGGUGUUGUAGGCACCUACGCUGGUAAGGUUGCUUUAGUGACUGGUGGGACAAACGGCAUCGGCCUUGAAACAGCUCGAGCUCUGCAUGCUACCGGGGUGGACGUCUUCAUCACCGCCCGUGAUGCUACCAAGGGCGACAAGGUCCGCCAGGACAUCCUUUCCACAUCAGAAGGCAAAGGGUGUUUCAAGAUCAUCAUGAUGGACAUGGAUUCGCUCGAAUCGGUUCGAAAUGCCGCCAAAAGCUUUUUGAACCAGAGCGACAAGUUGAACAUUCUCAUCAACAAUGCUGGUAUAAUGGGCACGCCUUACAGUCUCACCAAGGACGGAUUUGAACGGCAAUUUGGGGUUAAUCAUCUCGCCCACUUUUUGCUGACCAACUUGUUACUUCCGGUGUUGGAGCGCAGCGCAACGGCCAAACUUGCUUCCCGCGUGGUAAACGUUUCAUCCUCAUCCCAUAGACAUGCAGUGGUCAGUUGGGAACACUUCAAUUCACAUCCGAUCAUAUACAACGGAGAGGUUGCCUACGGUCAGAGCAAGACCGCAAACAUCUGGAUGUCAAAUUACUUGGAUCGGGUCUACGGUCCGCGCGGGGUUCAUAGUCUGUCUCUCGGGCCUGGGGGCAUCUGGACUGGUCUUUUGGCUUAUACACCUCCGGACCUGGUUGCGGCGUUCAAGGAAUCCCCAGAAAUAGCGCCCAAUAUGCAGAGCGCUGAGCAGGGUGCCGCGACGACUUUAUGGGCAGCGGUUGGAAAGGGUUGGGAGGGUAGAGGAGGUGAAUACCUGCAUGAUUGCAGAAUAGCCCCCCCAGAGACUGGCGAUUUGUACUCUGUCAUGAGUUCUUUUGCAGCGCCAUGGGUUCGUGGUCGAGAGGGAGAUGAGGAUAGACUUUGGGAGAUGAGUGAGAAGUUGGUGGGUGUUGAGUCUCAUAACACGUCUCAUUAA